Molecule: messenger RNA, 2156 nt
Organism: Fusarium graminearum PH-1
Lineage: Eukaryota; Fungi; Ascomycota; Sordariomycetes; Hypocreales; Nectriaceae
Exons: 3
Coding region: 189-959 (256 amino acids)
Cellular component (GO): cytoplasm
Molecular function (GO): metal ion binding; methylthioribulose 1-phosphate dehydratase activity
Source: RefSeq, a predicted model, not a curated record
CUGCAAUCCAGAACCAUUGACUGUGCUUUGACUGUGAUAUCAUCUCAUUUCCCCGUGCAUCACGAGCUGUUACACUGAGACCGCCACAGCCGCCAACUACUUCCGACUUCCGUCUCGGCUGCAUCGAUCUAUCAGCUCACCAAAUUAAUAUUGGAUAUAACAUUUCCGGGUCCUAAAGAACAAUCAAGAUGGCAGCUGAGCAACAGCGCCUAACUGGCGAUGCCCUCAUUACUUCCGAGGACCCUAACCAUCCUGCCAACCUGAUCCCUUCGCUAUGCGCAAAGUUCUGGACAUUGGGCUGGGUCACGGGUACUGGAGGUGGCUGCUCUAUUCGAGAUGAUGAUCUCGUGUACAUCGCCCCCUCAGGCGUGCAAAAAGAGCUUAUGAAAAACACCGACAUUUAUGUCAUGGCCCUCUCUGAGCAGGACCCCAACCACAACAAGCUCAACCAGCGCACAUAUCUGCGAUCCCCUCCCUGCUACAAGCCUUCUCAGUGCACUCCCCUGUUCCUUGCUGCGUUUACCCGCCGAGGAGCUGGUUGCUGCAUCCACACUCACUCACAAUGGGCCGUCCUCGUUACCCUCCUGCUUGAGUCUCAGGGCCCAGGAAAGGACCGUGUUUUUGAGAUCAACAACAUUGAGCAGAUCAAGGGUUUUGGUCGUGGCAUGAACAAGACAGGCAACUUGGGUUACCAUGAUACCCUUCGCAUUCCUGUCAUCGAGAACACCCCUCAUGAGGAGGAUCUGACUGAGUAUCUCGAAGAGGCUAUGGACAAGUACCCCGACGCAUAUGCUGUUCUUGUCCGUCGUCAUGGUGUCUACGUCUGGGGCGAUAAUGUCCACAAGGCUAAGACUCAAUGCGAGAGUCUCGACUACCUCUUCCAACUCGCUGUCGAGAUGAAGAAGCUAGGUCUUCCAUGGAUCAGCGAGGUUGAACAGAUUGCCCCUCAGCGAACAUAGAAAGGAGAGGUAUAUCUUAGACCUUCAUACUCUGAUCAAUAGUAUGCAAUGGGUAUAUACGGAACGAUUGGAGCAGGUGGCUCAUCAUGGUAAAAAUUAGGCGCUCGGAAAAGAACACCAUAUUUUAAGGCUAGUGAUUUAGCAUGUGAUCAUCAAGGUUACAAGCAAUGUCGUGCAUGAAGGGGGAAAAGAAGAUGUCUGAGAUUGUGAUGAAUGACGUUCGUAUACACAGCGAGCCUCAUAAAUGCCCAUAUAUCUAGUUGUCAUGAUACUAACGACAUGGUUACGCAGACCAAGAAACUCCGCAUUUGCUGACGUGAAAUUAAACGACUGUUUCUCUAUAGUUCGUCUCUAGAGCGUUCUUGUUCAACAACCUCAGGCUCUUCCCACAUCCUCUUCUUUGGGUUCCUAACAUUAUCCUCAUCGCCCUCAGGAAUAUUUCCAAGCUCAUCCGCAUCCCUAAUAACAUUUACAAUCUUGUCCACCUCCUCCAAGAUUUCAGCUUCUUCACCAGUCUCAACUUGAAUCGUUGGCAAUUCAUCACCAGGCAGACCCUCGACGGGAACACCCUUGCUUGGCUGUCCAGCCUCUUCCACCUUGCCCGAUCCAGACCCGGCGUGCAUCACUGCGCUGCCAGCUGAGGUCCCCAGCCCAAACAUUAAUCUCAGAGGCAGCCAGACAAGCCACCACAUAGGCCCAUACAGCAAUCUUCGGAAGAGUAACCACCCGAGUGUUAUACCCAGCAUGUAAAACGCCGUUUGGAGAUACCACGUAUCACUCUUCUGCGAGCGCAGCAAAGUUCCCAACAAAUCCUUCGAGCUAGCCAGCAUCGAAUCCAAAUCCGUAUACGAUUCGUUUAGUUGCUUCAGCGCAGCAGAUGACUCGGUGAGCGUCUCGUGCGCAAACUCGCUGCGCGCCAGCUCCGCCUGAAUCAGAUCAUGGGUGCGCCGCAGAGCAUUAGUCACAUUGGCGCUCGCUCCGACGGUCUGCUGGUCCUCUUCGGUAAGGCUGGAUUGCUGCUGCUGAGGGUGGUGGUGAUGGUGUUGAGGACGGUUGGACUUUUCGUCGUCGGGGUAGAGAGAGUUGUUCUCGGAUGCUGGUUGCGAGAAGGAUGUAAGGAGUAGCUCGCGUUCUCGCCUUUGCGCCUGCGCAAGGCUAUGUUUCGCCGCUAAUCGUGCUUUUCGAAAGGAUAGGCGA